Molecule: messenger RNA, 4626 nt
Organism: Peromyscus maniculatus bairdii (prairie deer mouse)
Lineage: Eukaryota; Metazoa; Chordata; Mammalia; Rodentia; Cricetidae
Gene: Spred2
Product: sprouty related EVH1 domain containing 2
Biological process (GO): negative regulation of MAPK cascade; multicellular organism development
Cellular component (GO): membrane
Molecular function (GO): protein kinase binding
Source: RefSeq, a predicted model, not a curated record
CAAAACGGGAGCCAGAUGUGUUCUCGUCCUCGGCUCCCGCCUCCCUCCCUCUUGGGCUUCCUAAAACCCGGAGCCCCGGAGACAAGGAUUCGGAGCCAGACAAACGCCUGGCUCCCGAACCACGUUCCACGGCUCCUCCCGGACUGGAAGCUAAGCGGGAGGGGGGAGUAAGAGCGGAGCACUCUCUGGAGGCGGGACAAAGUGUUUUGUGUGUGUGUUUUCGUCUCUCUCGCUCUCUCCCUUUUCGCUCGCUCGCUCUCUCUUUUUCUUUUCUUUUCUUUUUUUUUUUUUGGGUCGCAAGUAGGAAGCUUUUUGCACUCCACCACCUCUGGCCGCUGGGAAGACGUCAUCGCUUCCGCCCUACUUCCUCCUCCUGUUGGCGGCGCUGAGAAUCCAAUAUGGAGUAAAUCGGUGGAGUCGCGAGAUGGGGUUCGGACGGGGCGCCCUGCACCGCCUCCCAGGCGCACCUCCCCCGGCCGCCAAGCGCUACCCGGAACCCUGAUUGGCCCGGUCCCCGGGGGCGACCCCGGCCCGGCCCCACCGCAGCCGGCCGCCCGCCCGCCGCCCCGAGCGUGCUUGUUUUUCUGCUGCUCUCCCGCUCCGGGUCCCCUUCCCAAAUCUCGCCCCUGCGCCCGUUCGGAGCCCGGGGGCCGCGCCCGGCCGGCCGGGGGCGUCCGCUGCCCGGUGCACCCCUUCCCAGACCUCGCCCUGCGCUCGGGGAGCCCCGUUUCCCCGCCUGCCUCAGCGCCCCCUUCAUCUCUAGCUCCCCCCUCCACCACCAAAUCAGGAGAUGUCGGAGAUGUGAAGAAGGGGGGCGAGCGCACAGGAAGAUGAAGGGAGCCAGGCUGCCCGCCGCGGGACAGGCGUCUAGGUGAACAGGAAAAUGACCGAAGAAACACACCCGGACGAUGACAGCUAUAUUGUGCGCGUCAAGGCUGUGGUUAUGACCAGAGAUGACUCCAGCGGGGGAUGGUUCCCACAGGAAGGAGGCGGGAUCAGUCGCGUGGGGGUGUGUAAGGUCAUGCACCCUGAAGGCAAUGGACGAAGCGGCUUUCUCAUCCAUGGUGAACGACAGAAAGACAAACUGGUGGUAUUGGAGUGCUACGUCAGAAAGGACUUGGUCUACACCAAAGCCAACCCGACGUUUCAUCAUUGGAAGGUCGACGAUAGGAAGUUUGGUCUUACCUUCCAGAGCCCUGCGGACGCACGAGCCUUUGACAGGGGCGUGAGAAAAGCCAUUGAGGACCUGAUAGAAGGUUCGACAACCUCAUCUUCCACUAUUCAUAACGAAGCCGAGCUUGGCGAUGAUGACGUUUUUACGACAGCUACAGACAGUUCUUCUAAUUCCUCUCAGAAGAGGGAGCAGCAUACGAGGACAAUCUCCUCCCCCACAUCGUGUGAGCACCGGAGGAUUUACACCCUUGACCCAUACCCCAUGGACCAUUACCACCCCGACCAGCGGAUGCCGCGGUCCUACCCCCAGGUCACCUUCCCAGAGGAUGACGAGGAAAUCGUACGCAUUAACCCGCGGGAGAAGAUCUGGAUGACCAGCGGCUAUGAGGAUUACCGGCACGCUCCAGUGCGCAGCAAAUACCUGGAUACCGCGGAGGACGGGGACUCCUACGUGCGCUUCGCCAAGGGCGAGGUCCCCAAGCACGACUAUAAUUACCCUUAUGUAGACUCCUCAGACUUCGGCUUCGGCGAGGAUCCUAAAAGCCAUGGUAGCAGUGUGAUCAAGACGCAGCCAGCCAGGGGCAAGUCCCGACGGCGCAAGGAGGACGGCGAGCGCUCGCGGUGCGUGUAUUGCAGGGACAUGUUCAACCACGAGGAGAACCGUAGGGGCCACUGCCAGGAUGCGCCGGAUGCUGUGAGAACUUGUAUAAGGCGCGUGAGCUGUAUGUGGUGCGCGGACAGUAUGCUCUACCACUGCAUGUCGGACCCCGAGGGAGACUACACGGACCCUUGCUCGUGCGACACCAGCGACGAGAAAUUUUGCCUCCGGUGGUUGGCGCUCGUUGCCUUGUCCUUCUUGGCCCCCUGUAUGUGCUGUUACCUUCCCCUUCGGGCCUGUUACCACUGUGGAGUGAUGUGCAGGUGCUGCGGCGGGAAGCACAAAGCCGCCGUGUGACUCAGUUUCCCACUUGACCCCUCUUCCACCCACAGCCACGGGGAACUUGUCUCUUGCAUUACCCCUCCCCGUCCCCCCUCCCCCGUCUUCUCCCAGGCUCCCUGGUCCCUUGCGACAUCAUUCCAAACCCUGGUAAGCUGCCACCCUGUGUCAGCCCGUACCCGUACUCUCGCAGUGUUUUGAAGAAAGGAGCCUUCUGCGUAGACGCGUGUAUUUUACCAGCCUGUGGUCAUGCUGUCUCAACCACGUGUUCAUCUCCUGUCCCUCCCUCCUCCCCACCCCUUCCCAGUCCUAAGGAAUCUGCAGUAGAAGCUUUUAGAUCCGGAGGGGUUUAGAGUUGAUUUUUUUUCCCCCCACGAGUACCGGAGACUAUUUUUCUCCGAGUGGGCCUUGCCUGUCACCGACAAGCACGGGUUCCUCGGAGAUGUGACCUAAUGGUGAAACCCUAAGUAUUGUAACGUGCAGCGUGUUGUUGUCUCUCGAGGAGGUGGGCUGGAUGAACAAUGUUACCACAGAACAAUAGGGCUUUAACUCCUAAAGCCAGACUUCCCUCCUCGGCUGCAGUUUCUGUCUUCAGCUCAUCUUCGUCUCCCCCCCCCCUCCCCACCUGUGGAAUUCAUUCGCUGAUGCAAAGCAGUUACCUUUAAAAUGACUUGAAUUGAGCCUUAACUUCAGAUUAACGUGUGAAAAUCAGGAAAAACUCCUCAAAUUGCAUUGCAUCCUCUCGGACCAGGGUUAGAAAGGGGAUUUUGGGUUUUUAUGAGCCUGCCCAGUUUACCCCUACAAUAGGACUUUUUUUUUAGAAUUGUGUUGCCACUUCUAAAAUCCUAGCAAUAUUAGAAUUGUGAAGUAAAUUUCACUCAUUAUUUUGCAAACCAAGUGGACCUAUUCAAACGCAAACCAGUGUUUUGGGAGCAAGUUCCAGUUGAGAAACACUAAAAAUUGUGAAUAAAACUGUAGCUGUUUCCCGCCCCCCUGAAACUAUUUUAUAUCAUUCAGGGGGAAUUUUAAAUACCAUAAAUUAGUGGUGGCUUGCAUUUUGUUUAGGCUUAUGUUUCCGUUUUAAUUUAGGGCUCAAUUCAUUUAUACUUAGGAAAAAACAAGGCCAUAUAUAAAAACCCUUCCAAUGCCUAAGUGUCUUUUCUCUCUCAACUCCGCACCCACACUUGCCACUUGGGGUGCACAGAAAAGGGUAGAUCACCAACCGGCUCUGCCUGUGGCUGAGCCACAUCAAAGGCUUCUGAUUUGCUAGAGGAGGAAAAAGAACACUUUUUAAAAUGUGUUGUUUGCAAGGACUAGCCAAAUCUUGAAGGAGAAAAGUGGAAGUGGUUACCUGUACCUAGCAUAGUACAAUCAGAACUCCACGGGGACCGUAGGGGCCAUGCUUGUCACCGCUGGCUGUUCUUCCCACCGAGACCUUUCCGUGGUAAUUCCCAGCGGAAGGCAGGCUCAGCCCCUUCUCCUCCUUCCCCUUCCCCUAUUGCACACAGGACAUCAGUCUUCAAGGAAAAGGACUUUUUUCCAGUGUGUCGGCCAUACUGGGAAAAUGCUAGCCAUGCUUACCUUAGUGGCCAAGUUUUCUGCUCGCCGUGACAGCCUGCCAUGUUUCUUCAGACAGAUCAUCAGUGUAGAUAAUGAGUGAGUUGGUAGACGGUCUCCUUUGUUAGGAUGACUGCGAGGGGGCUGUCUCUUGUAGAAAAGGUGCAGAGAGCUACCAUCGUUGUCGAAGGGGGGGUCUCCGUGCCAGGAGACCAUCCGGACUGCCUCCAGCCAGCCUCCAGUGCUGUGGAGAGACUGCCUGUCCCCGGCCCGAGGGACUUUCUCCAAGUCGCCUCUCUACAAAGCACAACACUAAUCUCCGUCUCCUCAGACCUCAGUUCAAGUGCCCCUAUUUAUUUUGGUGAGAACCCGCGUCCCGAUUGCUUCCUGUUCCUGCCUUGGCUCUGCCCCUGCCCCUCUCCUUUCCGCCCUUCUUAAGAGUUCUGCUAGUCAGUCUUACUCCGCACAUCGUUUUUGGUUUGUGAAGGCAGCGGUUAAGGGCACAAAGACAGCCAUGAGGACAUUUAUGUAAAUACGUUUAAUUGCCACACUGCGGCUGAACAGUGUCUAGUAUUUUCCCAGUCAGCUUUGCCGUGCUGACGUCAAUCAUUUGAGAGAAAUUAUUCAGAUUUUAUUUUUAUAUCCGUGGUAACAAAACUUAGCCAAAAGAUUCCCUGUUCUGAAGUUUCCCUAACUCCCCAAGCUAUUUGCUCACAUUAACAAAUUAAAGUGCCUGAGCAUAAUUCAUUCACCUGUAUACUAAAACCCCUGUUGUAUUGAUUUUUUUAUAAUAAGCCUUUUUACCUCUGUAAAAAAUAUAUAUAUAAAUAUAUAUAUAUAUAUACAAGUGUAUGAUGUACAUUUUAGUUCUUAACUUUUUUUAUGGUUUCUAAUAUGUAUGACCAACGUAGCCAUUGCUUUAAGAUGUACCGUGUAAAUAUAAACACAACCUAUCAGAC